Molecule: messenger RNA, 832 nt
Organism: Onychostoma macrolepis
Lineage: Eukaryota; Metazoa; Chordata; Actinopteri; Cypriniformes; Cyprinidae
Gene: bud31
Product: BUD31 homolog
Exons: 4
Coding region: 200-634 (144 amino acids)
Biological process (GO): mRNA splicing, via spliceosome
Cellular component (GO): spliceosomal complex; nucleus
Source: RefSeq, a predicted model, not a curated record
AUGCAGCCCGUUUUAGCAAUGGAGAACGAGGCUGGAAAUAAGUACAGUUCGUGUUUUAUGUGUAAAGACAAAGACAGCUCGCUGACGUAACGAUUCAUACUAAAAGGACCCUUGGCGUGACGUCAUCCGCUCCGCGACAGAAAUCGGGAAAGUUCGCUGUUGCUAAAUAACGAGGAUCUUAUAUUGUUUAAAUAACAUAAUGCCGAAGGUGAAAAGGAGUAGGAAACCACCUCCAGAUGGUUGGGAGCUCAUAGAGCCGACUCUUGACGAGCUGGACCAGAAAAUGCGCGAAGCUGAAACCGAGCCUCAUGAGGGCAAACGUAAGGUUGAGUCUCUGUGGCCGAUCUUCCGACUUCAUCACCAGCGCAGCCGUUACAUUUUCGAUCUUUUCUACAAGAGGAAGGCCAUCAGUCGAGAGCUCUAUGACUAUUGCAUCAGAGAGGGCUAUGCAGACAAGAAUCUGAUUGCCAAAUGGAAAAAACAGGGCUAUGAAAACCUGUGCUGUCUGCGGUGCAUUCAGACGCGCGACACAAACUUUGGAACAAAUUGCAUAUGCAGAGUUCCCAAGGGCAAGCUUGAAGUGGGUCGUAUCAUUGAGUGCACUCACUGUGGAUGCAGAGGAUGUUCUGGAUGAGUCAAGAGGGCAACAACUUUUUGAAUUUACUGAACUUUGAUUUAUUUUAAUACAAUUAUUGGGUUGUCAUUACAAUGUUGGAUCUGUUGAAAUUAUAUGAUUGUAUGUGUAUGCUUUGAUUUCUUUUUUUUCUUUUUUGUAUUAAACUGUGUCUUAAUUAUUCUGGGUUACACUGUCCAAUCUCGUGCUUUGAGUGCG